Lactuca sativa (garden lettuce) is the source of this 3255-nucleotide messenger RNA. RefSeq lists its product as uncharacterized. Gene Ontology annotation, cellular component: catalytic step 2 spliceosome. Gene Ontology annotation, biological process: mRNA splicing, via spliceosome. The record is from RefSeq and is a predicted model, not a curated record. Gene Ontology annotation, molecular function: RNA binding; protein binding. Lineage: Eukaryota; Viridiplantae; Streptophyta; Magnoliopsida; Asterales; Asteraceae.
AUUUAUGCUGAGAUCUAAAUCAAAUAACUUUUUUUGUAAUCUAACCCUCGUUCAGAUAUACACCCACGGAGCAAAAAUCUUCAAUAACCGCCGAUGCGGCUCUCCGCUCUCCUCUCCGUCCUAUCGUUGUUUCUUCCCUGCCUUGUUAAUUAAUUUCUAUCAUCGGAGCCGCUAGGUCCAGAUCAACCUCCGCUCUCUUUUUGCACCGCGGUUCUCCAAUUAAAUCAGUUUGUUCCGUCAUAGCUUGCGAUGUAUCUACUACACUCUCACUAAUUUCAGAAUACAUUCAUCGCCUCCAUUCGCUCUUUCCCUUUCACGAUUGCAUCCUCCCACACCGGCCAUACCUCUGGCGGACAUCGGUCAUUGAUCCGCCUUCGACACUUCAUGCUCUGCCUCCGUCACUCCACAUCGCCGCCGCCGCCGGGUCAUCAGUAACAGGUAAGCUGAUUAAAUGAUGCAGCGACAAAGGGACAGAGAUGAAGAUGAUAAAUAUAAGAGAAGAAGAGAUGAUAAUAGAUACAGGAGUGAAAGAGACAGUCAAGAUAGGAGGCUCAACAAUAAGAGUGAUGAAGAUGGUAGGAGGGGACGAGAUAGGAACAAGGAAAUUGUUAAUGAUAGGAGAGAUAGGAACAGGAAUAGGAGUGAUGAUGAAGAUGCAAAUGAUAGGAAUGGGGAUAAGAGGCGUGGUGAUGAUUAUGCUAAUGAUAGGAGGAGGAGAAGAGAUGGAUGGAGUGACAAUGAAGAUAAAAAUGAUAAAAGGAGAGACAAAAAGAAAGAUAAAGGUAGGGAUGAGGAAGAUGAUAAUGACAGGAGAAGAGGAGGGAGGGAUGAUGAUGAAGAUGGUAAUGAUAGGAGGAACAAGGAAAGGAAAAGAGGUAGGAGCAAGGACAUAAGGAGUGAUGAUGAAGAUGGACAUGAUAAGAACAACAGAGACAAGAAAAGAAUUGAUGAACAUGAUCAAAGUGAUGAAGAAGUUGGUGAAAUCAGGAAACCAGGGAAAAAGAAUGAGGACAUAAGUGAUGAAGAAGAUGGUGAGAUGAGGAAAAGUGAUAAGGAAAUUGGUGAAAUCAGGAAGAGAGGGAGAAAGGGUAAGGAUAAAAGGAGUGAUGAUGAAGAUAAUAAAUACAAAAGGAGAAGGAAUAGGAACAAAGAUGAAAAGAAUGAUGAUGAAGAUUAUAAAAGGGACAGAAAGAGGAAUGGUGAUCAUAAAGAUAGAAGAAGAACUGAUGAUGAUGAUGAUGUAUCAAAGCAUAAAGGGGAUGAAAAUGGGGAUAAAGAAAAACCGGAUGAAGGCCCAAGAUUCCAAAAGCUGGCUGAUUUGCAAGAAAGCAUGACUAAUUUAGGAAAGAGUGGAGGGGUGUAUAUUCCACCAUUUAAGUUGGCUCGUAUGAUGAGUGAAUUUCAAGAUAAAAGCAGUAUGGAGUAUCAAAGAAUGACAUGGGAUGCAUUAAGAAAGAGUAUAAAUGGUUUGGUCAACAAGGUCAACGCCACAAACAUCAAAAACAUCAUCCCAGAGUUGUUUGCUGAAAAUCUGAUAAGAGGAAGAGGACUGUUUUGUCGAUCAUGCAUGAAGUCCCAAAUGGCAUCUCCUGGUUUUACAGAUGUUUUUGCAGCUCUGGUUGCUGUUGUAAACACCAAAUUCCCUGAAGUUGGAGACCUUCUGCUCAGAAGGAUUAUCUUGCAGCUUCAAAGGGCAUAUAAGAGAAAUGACAAGCCUCAAUUACUUGCUGCAGUCAAGUUUAUAGCUCAUUUGGUCAACCAACAAGUAGUUCAUGAGCUUAUUGCUCUUGAACUACUCACAACUCUAUUGGAGAAUCCCACUGAUGACAGUGUGGAGGUUGCUGUUGGUUUUGUUACAGAAUGUGGAUCAAUACUUCAGGAUCUAUCUCCCCGAGGUUUGCAUGGUAUCUUUGAGCGAUUUCGUGGGAUUCUUCAUGAGGGAGAGAUAGACAAAAGGGUGCAGUUCUUGAUUGAAGGUCUAUUUGCAUUAAGAAAAGCCAAGUUUCAGGGGCAUCCAGCUGUACGUCCGGAGUUGGAUCUUGUUGAGCUGGAAGAUCAGUUGACACAUGAAGUAUCUCUUCUAGAUAAAAUUGAUCCAGAGAUUGCCCUAGAUAUUUUCAAGAUGGAUCCUGAUUUCAUUGAGAAUGAAAAGAAGUAUGAAGACCUGAAGAAAACAAUUCUUGGCGACGAAUCUGAAGAAGAAGAAGAAGAAGAAGAAGAAGGUGGUGGGGAGGAUUCAGAUGAAGAUGAAUCUUCAGAAGAAGAAGAAGAUGAAGAGCAAAUGAGAAUCAGAGAUGAAACAGAAACAAAUCUUGUCAAUCUUCGAAGAACAAUCUACCUAACAAUCAUGUCAAGUGUUGACUUUGAAGAAGCGGGUCAUAAACUCCUCAAAAUCAAACUCGAACCCGGACAGGAGAUGGAGCUAUGCAUAAUGCUACUGGAAUGCUGCAGUCAAGAGAGAACAUAUCUUCGUUACUAUGGUCUUUUAGGUCAAAGGUUUUGCAUGAUCAACAAAGUCUAUCAAGAAAACUUUGAAAAAUGUUUUGUUCAGCAAUACUCCAUGAUCCACCGCCUCGAGACCAACAAACUCCGGAAUGUUGCGAAAUUCUUCGCGCAUCUCCUUGGGACCGACGCCUUGCCUUGGCAUGUCUUGGCUUACAUCCGUCUCACUGAAGAAGACACCACUUCCUCUUCUAGAAUCUUCAUCAAGAUCCUCUUCCAGGAGCUGUCUGAGCAUCUUGGGAUUCGGCUGUUGAACGAGCGGUUGAGUGAGCCGGUGAUGCAAGAGGAUUUUGAGUCGAUUUUCCCGAGAGAUAACCCCAAGAACACGCGGUUUUCAAUCAAUUUUUUUACUUCCAUUGGGCUUGGUGGGAUUACCGAGAAUUUGAGGGAGUAUCUCAAGAACAUGCCGCGUCUUAUCAUGCAACAAAAGCCUGCGUCGGAAUCGGAUUCCACUUCCGGUUCUGAUUCCAGUUCUGAUUCCGAUUCCGAUUCUGAUUCUAGUUCGGAGAGCGAGAGUGAGAGUGAUCAUAAGAGCAGCAGCAAGCGCCGAAAGAAACGUUAGCAUGUUUACAUGUAUUUUUACAUGUAUUCUUAUGUUGAGAAGAAAUUGAAUAUCUGGUUGCAGGGACUAGUUGUUUUUGGAGGUUUGCUCUAUUUGAUUGUAACGUUAUAUGAUUUUCAGCAAACUGGAUUCCAAUGUGUAAAAUUUGUAAUGGUUUUGUGAUUUUGUUUUUAAAGAAUUUUUUUAUGGGA